Messenger RNA from Sitodiplosis mosellana (orange wheat blossom midge), 1442 nucleotides. RefSeq names its product putative fatty acyl-CoA reductase CG8303. The annotation marks the transcript as partial. The record is from RefSeq and is a predicted model, not a curated record. The transcript has 4 exons. Gene Ontology annotation, biological process: long-chain fatty-acyl-CoA metabolic process. Gene Ontology annotation, cellular component: peroxisome. Gene Ontology annotation, molecular function: alcohol-forming very long-chain fatty acyl-CoA reductase (NADP+) activity. Lineage: Eukaryota; Metazoa; Arthropoda; Insecta; Diptera; Cecidomyiidae.
GCGAGAAUUCCAUUGCGGAAUUUUAUGCUGGAAAGAACAUUUUCAUCACGGGCGGUACUGGGUUCCUUGGCACCGUUUUGAUUGAAGCAUUGCUUAGCUCUACGCCAAAAAUCGGCACAAUUUAUUUGCUCAUCCGCGAAAAAUAUGGAUCAGACACCAAUAAGCCGGUUGAACGAUUGCUGUCGAAACCGAUUUUCAAUUCACAUUCGGCGGAAACAUUGAAAAAGGUGGUACCCGUUGUUGGUGUGAUGGAUGCUGUGAAUAUGGGUUUCGAUGACGAAACAUUGAAUGAGCUACGUGAAAAAGUUAACAUAAUUUUCCAUGUGGCUGCCACAAUUAAAUUCAAUACACAUUUACGUGUUGCAAUCCAAACGAAUUUGACGGGCACACUGCGGUGCAUUGAAUUUGGCAAAAGUUUAAAAAAGAUGGAUGCGUUUGUGCAUUUAUCGACGGCUUUUUGCAACAGUAAUUAUGCUGGUUUGUUGGAGGAAAAAGUAUACGCACCGGCUCAGGAUCCAUAUGAAAUGCUAAAGAUGGCUGAAAAUGACGAUGCUUGGGCCAAUUUCAAAACACGCGCUGACUGGCUACAUAUAACGAAAGAGCAUCCAAACACUUACACAUUUACAAAACAAUUGGCCGAAAAUUUAAUAAUGAAAGAGCUUGCCGGUUUUCCAGCAGCAAUUGUGCGACCUUCGAUUGUUUACGGAACGUAUAAGCAUCCCGUGCAAGGUUGGGUCGGCAACGCGAGUAGCGGUCAUCUCGGUUUCUUUGCUGGCUACUACAAAGGUUUAUUCCGUACAAUUUAUGGAAAUUCGCAGUCAAAGAUUGAUCUUAUACCAGUCGACUAUACGAUUAAUGCUUCAAUCGUGCUAUGAUGGUAUUUUUUAAAAGAAAUUUCCCCCGGGGAAAAAAAUAAACCCGAUUUGCGGGCUAGGGAGUGGCUAAACCCUCCCGGACCAGUUUGUAUCUCAAUGUAUUUUGACGAGAUCUAUCGAUUGGAGCUUCCCCCGAUGUCGACUGACCCAUUUCCUGACUCCCCACAGGGUUAUUAUCGAUGAUGCUUCCCUUACAUAUACAUUACUCCAAAAAAUGGUCUGGGGAGGGUCAGGGGGCAAUAUGGGUGGGUCCAAUCGAUAGAUCUCGUCAAAGUACUCUGACAAUACCCCCCCAUUUGGGGGGGUAAACGUACUGCGAUAAAAGCCUAUAUAAACAAUGUUAUUAUAUUUGACAAUAUUUGACUCGAUGUCAAUGACGAUGUGGCAGCGCCACCUAUAGAGAUUCCUUAUUAAAAUAAGUGGAACUAUUGAGUGCGUGCACCAUAUCGCACGUAAAUUUUCAAUAAGGCAGCGCCCAUAGAAUUGAAAAGUUAACCGAUUUCAUAGUCGCAAAUUAUCGCUGUACGGGGGUAAACCCACUCCCAAGCCCAAAAAUCGCAUUUGAAA